UCGGUCUGUCUUUUCCAUCUUUCUCGUCCCGUGAGUUGAUUUUUAUUAUAUACAGCUGUUAUUUUACAUGUUUCAUCGACUGGUUCGAAGUGUUUGUGAUAUUUAACUGUGAUUUUAUAAUUUAAAGUGAAUUCGAAAAACAAGGUAAUUGUUCAAGAUGAGUCACGGGUUGAAGAGGAUUGCCGACGAGGACAAUGAAACCCAGUUUGGUUAUGUCUUCGCUGUGUCCGGUCCCGUGGUCACAGCGGAGAAGAUGUCCGGCUCGGCCAUGUACGAGCUGGUGCGCGUCGGCUACAAUGAGCUGGUCGGCGAGAUCAUCCGUCUGGAGGGGGACAUGGCCACCAUCCAGGUGUACGAAGAGACCUCAGGCGUGACCGUCGGCGACCCCGUGCUGCGCACCGGCAAGCCUCUCUCCGUAGAACUGGGACCCGGCAUCCUCGGCUCCAUCUUCGACGGCAUCCAGCGGCCGCUGAAGGACAUCAACGAGCUCACGCAGAGCAUCUACAUCCCCAAGGGGGUGAACGUGCCCGCGCUGGCCCGCGACACCGAGUGGGAGUUCCACCCGCAGUACAUCAAGGUCGGCACCCACAUCACCGGCGGAGACUUAUACGGGAUCGUGCACGAGAACACGCUGGUGAAGCACCGCAUGCUGGUGCCGCCCAAGGCCAAGGGCACCGUCACCUACAUCGCGCCCGAGGGGAACUACAAAGUCACUGACGUAGUCCUAGAGACCGAGUUCGACGGCGAGAAGUCGUCCUACACCAUGCUUCAAGUGUGGCCGGUGAGGCAGCCGCGGCCCUGCACCGAGAAACUGCCCGCCAACCACCCGCUGCUGACCGGCCAGAGGGUGCUCGACUCACUGUUCCCUUGCGUCCAGGGCGGCACCACGGCCAUCCCCGGGGCCUUCGGUUGCGGCAAGACCGUCAUCUCGCAAGCGCUGUCCAAGUACUCCAACUCUGACGUCAUCGUCUACGUAGGGUGUGGGGAGCGUGGUAACGAGAUGUCCGAAGUACUGCGAGACUUCCCCGAGCUGACCGUCGAGAUCGACGGCGUCACCGAGUCCAUCAUGAAGCGCACGGCGCUCGUGGCCAACACCUCCAACAUGCCCGUGGCCGCCCGAGAGGCCUCCAUCUACACCGGAAUCACCCUAUCCGAAUACUUCCGUGACAUGGGCUACAACGUGUCCAUGAUGGCCGACUCCACGUCCCGUUGGGCCGAAGCUCUUCGUGAGAUCUCGGGUCGUCUGGCCGAGAUGCCCGCCGACUCUGGGUACCCCGCGUACUUGGGAGCUAGACUGGCGAGCUUCUACGAGAGGGCUGGAAGAGUGAAGUGUCUGGGUAACCCGGAGAGGGAAGGUUCCGUCUCCAUCGUGGGCGCCGUGUCGCCGCCCGGAGGAGACUUCUCUGACCCCGUGACGGCGGCCACGCUCGGUAUUGUUCAGGUGUUCUGGGGGUUGGACAAGAAGCUGGCGCAGAGGAAGCACUUCCCCUCCAUCAACUGGCUUAUUUCUUACAGUAAGUACAUGCGUGCCCUGGACGACUUCUACGACAAGAACUACCCCGAGUUCGUGCCGCUCAGGACCAAGGUCAAGGAGAUCCUGCAAGAGGAGGAGGACCUGUCUGAAAUCGUGCAGCUGGUCGGAAAGGCGUCCCUGGCCGAGACCGACAAGAUAACCCUCGAGGUGGCCAAGCUGCUGAAGGACGACUUCUUGCAGCAGAACAGUUACUCGAACUACGACCGUUUCUGCCCGUUCUACAAGACGACCGGCAUGCUGAAGAACAUCAUCACGUUCUACGACAUGUCGCGACACGCCGUCGAGUCCACCGCGCAGUCCGACAACAAGGUGACGUGGAACACGAUCCGUGACGCCAUGGGCCCGGUGCUCUACCAGCUGUCCAGCAUGAAGUUCAAGGACCCCGUGAAAGAUGGAGAAGCCAAGAUCAAGGCCGACUUCGACCAGAUCGUCGAGGACAUGGCCGCUGCCUUCCGUAACCUAGAGGACUAAGUUAUAUCGCGCAAUUAUACUCUUUAUUCUUGAAGAGGAUGUUUGGGUCGGACCUCUUGCCGCGCGGAAAAAAAUAAAACUGUCAACUUAACCAUAGAGCUGACAGUGUCUAUGGUUAGAAAUAGCGCGAAAGAUACUAGCUACUGCUAGGGUAUGUUGAUGUUUGAGGUCCGAUCCAACAUUGUUUUGUUAAUAAAUAUAUACUAUUAGACCUAAUUAUGUGUUACGGCGCAGUCCAAGUAGAGUGUUUUAGGUUUAAAAAUAUAUUUACAAAAAAUAAUAAUGUAUUUCUGUGAAAAAAAAGUCGUGUUUCAAAUCUUGUUGAAUUUCAUCUUAGACGUUGAAUAUAAGCCGUUGACGGUGUCAAUGUAUUUUUUUAUGUAACACGCGGUCACUAGAUACUUUCUCGACAAUAUGAUAUAUACAUUUUGUAAAUAAAGCCCCCUUUCCAUUCAAGAUUGUGUAAUGUUAUAUAGAGGUACAUGGUGCAUCGGUCUAGUGGCUCGUUUGUUGCAGACAGUUACGUAGUUGUUAAUGAUUAUAAUUUUUAAAAUAUUAUAUACUAUUAUUAUUAUUUAUACACAGUAAAUGAUGAAUUUUCGCCCAAUGAUAAUUGAAUGAUUGUUUUCGUCGGUUCAUAUACCCUGUUGCAUUCCAGCUUAUUUUUAGAUAGUUAAAACAACAAAUCGGUUAUUUUUACUAAUAAAAAAAACAUACAUUUUAUGAAAUCUUUCUUUUUGUUUUGCUUACGUACAGUGAAUCGUUGCCAUAUAAUUAUGUAUUUAAUAGAAUGCUGUUUUAGCUUUUUAGACGGCAAUAUUUUUGAGAUUUGAGCUUUCAUCUAACUAACUUUUAAUCAUGUUGCAGUGUUCAGUAUUAUAAAUUAUAUUUUUUUCCCGCCAAGAGAAUGCACGUGUUUUGAAUAACAUUAUAUCUUGUAGUUCGUACUUGCAUAGCUAAGUGUUUCAAUAAGAUUAUGUACAAAAUAACGUGUUCUACGCAAUAAAGUAUAUGAUAUCUCGCUGUUUUAACUUCUGUGGCGUUACGUGGGAGACGAAAGUUAUAAAUAAAUAUAAAGUAUACAAAUUGUA
Messenger RNA from Plutella xylostella (diamondback moth), 3096 nucleotides. NCBI's taxonomy places the organism in Eukaryota, Metazoa, Arthropoda, Insecta, Lepidoptera, Plutellidae. The record is from RefSeq and is a predicted model, not a curated record.